Molecule: messenger RNA, 2271 nt
Organism: Artibeus jamaicensis (Jamaican fruit-eating bat)
Lineage: Eukaryota; Metazoa; Chordata; Mammalia; Chiroptera; Phyllostomidae
Gene: ZNF300
Product: zinc finger protein 300
Exons: 6
Coding region: 294-2150 (618 amino acids)
Biological process (GO): regulation of transcription by RNA polymerase II; central nervous system development
Cellular component (GO): nucleus
Molecular function (GO): RNA polymerase II cis-regulatory region sequence-specific DNA binding; DNA-binding transcription factor activity, RNA polymerase II-specific
Source: RefSeq, a predicted model, not a curated record
GGCGGCGGCCACACUGCCUCCUGAACAAAGCCGCCGAAGAAGCGGAGUAGUCGGAACCACCCAGCAGGAAUCAGCGCAAGCUCAGAAGCCCCGCGCUCUGCUCUCCCGGACAGGGAGCGCAAGAGUUCACUACUAUGGAUAUGACAGCUGUCCCCAGUUAAGCUUUGACCAGCGUUUCGGGACCCGAUAACGGAACCGCAGGUCAGAAGGCUGUCAUUUGUGCGAUCUGUCUUGAUAAGGUCUUUCUGUCAUGGGAACACUCACUUCCUCUGAACCAGUUCAGUCCUGUCUGCAUGACUCCAGGGACUGAGAAAAAUUUACCAAGCAUCUGUCCUUUGAGAAGACAGCAGAAAACGAUGAAAUCCCAGGAGUUAGUAUCAUUCAAGGAUGUGGCUGUGGAUUUCACCCAGGAGGAGUGGCAGCAACUGGACCCUGCUCAGCGGACCCUGUACAGGGACGUGAUGCUGGAGAACUACAGCCACCUGGUCUCCAUGGGGCAUCCAGUUUCCAAACCAGAUGUCAUCUCCAAGUUGGAACAAGGAGAAGAUCCAUGGAUCAUAAAGACAGACAUAUCAAAUUGGCUUUUUCCAGACAGGAAGCAUCACCUUGACCACCCCCAGUCAUGUGUUUUGGGGUCUUUUUCCUUCCAUAAUAAGACACUGAAAGGUGUCACAAAGGAUGGUUCUUUGUGCUCCAUUUUGAAAGUAUGUCCAGGUGAUGGCCAAUGGCAGAGAGGUCCAGAAAACCAAGACAGACUUUUCAGUCAAGUUACAGUUAUCAGUAACAGGACAGUGACUGUGGAGUCAGGCCAUAAAUAUAAUGCAUUGGGGACAAUGUUUGAAGAGUUCAUAGAGCCAGAUACUUCAAGACAAAUACCCUGUAACUAUGAUGCAUUUAAAAUGUACUUGAAAUCUAAUACUGACCUACCUCAUUCUGAUAAGACUAGUUCAAGAAAAACCCCUGGUGAGAGUUUUGGAUGUGGAAAAUCAUUUAGCCAUGAUGUGUCCAGUUCUGAUAUUGAGAAAAUUCAAACUGGAGUAAUACCCUGUGAUGAUAAUCAGUGUGGAAACCUUUUCAUCAAUAAACGAUCCCUUAUUCAUUAUAAGGAUACUGCAACUAAAGAGAAGACCUGUAUAUGUAUUACAUGUGGAAAAGGCUUUGCUAAGAAGUUACAGCUUAUUGUACAUCAACGAAUUCAUAGUGGAGAGAAACCUUAUGAUUGUAGUGCAUGUGGGAAAGCCUUCAGUGAGAAAUUUCACCUCAUUGUCCAUCAGAGAACUCAUACUGGGGAGAAGCCUUAUGAAUGUUCUGAAUGUGGAAAAGCCUUCUCUCAGAAAUCAUCCCUCAUUAUACAUCGGAGAGUUCACACGGGGGAGAAACCAUAUGCAUGUACCGACUGUGGGAAAGCCUUCUCCCAGAAAUCACCCCUCAUUAUACAUCAGAGGAUCCACACUGGGGAGAAGCCUUACGAAUGCAGAGAGUGCGGGAAGGCCUUCUCCCAGAAGUCACAACUAAUCAUCCACCACAGGACUCACACUGGAGAGAAGCCAUAUGAGUGUGCCGAAUGCGGGAAAGCCUUCUGUGAGAAGUCCCACCUCAUCAUACACAACAGGAUCCACACUGGAGAGAAACCCUACAAGUGUGCGCAGUGUGUGGAGGCCUUCAGCAGGAAGACAGAACUCAUCACACAUCAGUUAGUUCACACUGGGGAGAAACCUUACGCAUGUCCCGAAUGCGGGAAGGCCUUCUCCCGCAAGUCACAGCUCAUCAUACAUCAGAGAACACACACUGGAGAGAAACCCUACAGGUGCAGUGAGUGUGGAAAGGCCUUCUGUCAGAAGUCACAUCUCAUUGGGCACCAGAGAAUUCACACAGGGGAAAAGCCUUAUGUGUGCACUGAAUGUGGGAAAGCCUUCUCUCAGAAGUCCCACCUGCCAGGACACCAGCGCAUUCAUACUGGAGAGAAGCCUUACAUAUGUGCUGAGUGUGGAAAGGCUUUUUCCCAGAAAUCAGACCUCGUUUUACAUCAGAGAAUUCACACCGGGGAAAGACCCUAUAGGUGCAAUGCGUGUGGGAAAGCCUUCAUCCAGAAGUCCCAGCUCACCGUGCACCAGAGAAUUCACAACAGUGGCAAAACCAUAAUGAACUGAGUGCAGAAAAACCUUCAGUAUUAGCUCAAGCCUUAAUAAAUACUAGAAUCCUGAGUAAUUUGAUAAGGUUGUGGAAAGCAUAUUAUAUGUAAAAUUUUACAAGAGAGUUCAUAUCUAUAGC